ACUUUCUUCUAACUUCCGCGACCUGUGAGCUUCCCUCCUUUCUACCCCGGCCCCUUCUGUCCAUCCUUGGGUCCAGCGGACCACUGGGAUCCCCUCGACCCCCCGCUCGGACUCCUGCCCUCUACUCCCAGGAUCCUGUCAUCCUCGUCUGUCGCUCUCAACCUGCCCGCGUUCUCUGCUCCAUCCCUGCGCUCCUACCACAGCUCACGAGAUCCGUCGGAUCCAGGGCCCGGGUUCCCAGGGCUCUCCCAGCCGGAUCCGGGUGGGCGCCGGGCUGGGGGUCCGGCCAGCCCUCAUGGCCGCCGCCCCCUCCCAUCCCGCCGGGCUCCCGGGUUCUCCCGGGCCGGGUUCUCCUCCACCCCCCGGCGGCUUGGAGCUGCAGUCGCCACAACCUCUGCUGGCCCAGGCUCCCGCCCCGGGCUCCGGGGUCUCCUUCCACAUCCAGAUCGGUCUGACCCGCGAGUUCGUAUUGCUGCCCGCCGCCUCAGAGUUGGCCCAUGUGAAGCAGCUGGCCUGUUCCAUCGUGGACCAAAAGUUCCCGGAGUGUGGCUUCUACGGCCUUUACGACAAGAUCCUGCUCUUCAAACAUGACCCCACGUCCGCCAACCUCUUGCAACUGGUGCGCUCUGCCGGGGACAUCCAGGAGGGCGACCUGGUGGAGGUGGUACUGUCCGCCUCUGCCACCUUUGAGGACUUCCAGAUCCGCCCGCACGCCCUCACGGUGCACUCCUACCGAGCGCCGGCCUUCUGCGACCACUGCGGCGAGAUGCUCUUCGGCCUGGUGCGGCAGGGCCUUAAGUGCGACGGCUGCGGGUUGAACUACCACAAGCGCUGCGCCUUCAGCAUCCCCAACAACUGCAGUGGGGCCCGCAAGCGGCGCCUCUCGUCCACAUCUCUGGCCAGUGGCCAUUCAGUGCGCCUCGGCAGUUCCGAGUCCCUGCCCUGCACCGCUGAGGAGCUGAGCCGUAGCACCACAGAACUCCUGCCUCGACGCCCACCCUCGUCCUCCUCUUCUUCUGCCUCAUUCUACACUGGCCGACCCAUUGAGCUGGAUAAAAUGCUGCUCUCCAAGGUCAAGGUGCCUCACACCUUCCUCAUCCACAGCUACACACGGCCCACUGUUUGCCAGGCCUGCAAGAAACUUCUCAAGGGCCUCUUUCGCCAGGGUCUGCAGUGCAAAGACUGCAAGUUUAAUUGUCACAAACGCUGUGCUACCCGGGUCCCUAAUGACUGUCUGGGGGAGGCGCUCAUCAAUGGAGAUGUGCCAAUGGAGGAGGCCACAGAUUUCAGUGAGGCUGAUAAGAACGCCCUCGUGGACGAGGCCGACGACUCCGGUGUCAUCCCUGGCUCCCACUCAGAGAAUGCCCUCCAUGCCAGCGAGGAGGAGGAAGGCGAGGGAGACAAAGCCCAGAGCUCCCUGGGCUACAUCCCGCUGAUGAGGGUGGUACAGUCAGUGCGACACACGACCCGUAAAUCCAGCACCACGCUGCGUGAGGGUUGGGUGGUUCAUUACAGCAACAAGGAUACGCUGAGGAAGCGGCACUACUGGCGCCUGGACUGCAAGUGCAUUACGCUCUUCCAGAACAACACGACCAACAGAUACUACAAGGAAAUUCCGCUGUCAGAAAUCCUCACCGUGGAGACUGCCCAGAACUUCAGCCUCGUGCCUCCAGGCACCAACCCACACUGCUUCGAGAUUGUCACUGCCAAUGCCACCUACUUUGUGGGCGAGACUCCUGGUGGGGCUCCUGGCGGGCCGAGUGGGCAAAGUGCCGAGGCCGCCCGAGGUUGGGAGACAGCCAUCCGCCAGGCCCUGAUGCCCGUCAUCCUCCAGGACGCACCCAGCGCCCCAGGCCACGCACCCCACAGACAAGCAUCUCUGAGCAUCUCUGUGUCCAACAGCCAAAUCCAGGAGAAUGUGGACAUCGCCACUGUCUACCAGAUCUUUCCAGAUGAGGUGCUGGGCUCGGGGCAGUUUGGAGUGGUCUAUGGAGGAAAGCACCGGAAGACGGGCAGGGAUGUGGCAGUGAAGGUCAUUGACAAAUUGCGCUUCCCCACCAAGCAGGAGAGCCAGCUGCGGAAUGAAGUGGCCAUUCUCCAGAGUCUGCGGCACCCCGGGAUCGUGAACCUGGAGUGCAUGUUCGAGACGCCCGAGAAGGUGUUCGUGGUGAUGGAGAAGCUGCACGGGGACAUGCUGGAGAUGAUCCUCUCCAGCGAGAAGGGCCGGCUGCCCGAGCGCCUCACCAAGUUCCUCAUCACCCAGAUCCUGGUGGCAUUGAGACACCUUCACUUCAAGAAUAUUGUCCACUGUGACUUGAAACCGGAAAACGUGUUGUUGGCAUCAGCUGACCCCUUUCCUCAGGUGAAGCUGUGUGACUUUGGCUUUGCCCGUAUCAUUGGAGAGAAAUCCUUCCGGCGCUCAGUGGUGGGCACACCUGCCUACCUGGCGCCCGAGGUGCUGCUCAACCAGGGCUACAACCGCUCCCUGGACAUGUGGUCGGUGGGUGUGAUCAUGUAUGUCAGCCUCAGUGGCACGUUCCCCUUCAACGAGGAUGAGGACAUCAAUGAUCAGAUCCAGAACGCUGCAUUCAUGUACCCAGCCAGCCCCUGGAGCCACAUCUCAGCUGGAGCCAUCGACCUCAUCAACAACCUGCUGCAGGUGAAGAUGCGCAAGCGCUACAGCGUGGACAAGUCUCUCAGCCACCCCUGGCUACAGGAGUACCAGACGUGGCUGGACCUCCGAGAGCUGGAGGGGAAGAUGGGCGAGCGGUACAUCACACACGAGAGCGACGACGCGCGCUGGGAGCAGUUUGUGGCCCAGCGCCUGCUGCCGGGCCCCGGGCUACCUGCUGACGCGGAGCUCGGUGGCACCCGUUUGCCACAGGACCACGAGAUGCAGGGACUGGCCGAGCGCAUCAGUGUCCUCUGAGUGUCCCCGCCUGGUUGUCGCCCUCGGGAGCAGCCUUACAUACCAUUCCAGGAACAAACUGUUCUAGGGGAAGUGGCUUCCUGCCCACACCUAUGGGACAUGUGCAGGGGGUUGGGGUGGGGAGUUAUUCCCAAAGGCCCCCCUCUCCCUCCCCCACUAUUAAAAUGGACUGGUCUCUGGC
Molecule: messenger RNA, 3110 nt
Organism: Marmota monax (woodchuck)
Lineage: Eukaryota; Metazoa; Chordata; Mammalia; Rodentia; Sciuridae
Gene: Prkd2
Product: protein kinase D2
Exons: 19
Coding region: 296-2929 (877 amino acids)
Biological process (GO): protein phosphorylation
Molecular function (GO): protein serine/threonine kinase activity; ATP binding
Source: RefSeq, a predicted model, not a curated record